GGCCUUCCCAUAGUCCCUUGUUUGCUGUUCUUGCUGCCGCGGCGCGAGCCUAGAGAAUCUGAUUCAUUUGUUUCUCUUGUUGUUGCAGAGACGGAGCUCGUGUACCGCGACGCCUACAACGGGCUCAGCGUGCUGGACGCGGCCAGCCUCAACUCUAGAGUAAUAAUGACUAACUCCACUUUUAGACAACUCAAUGCGGUUGAUUUUAAAGUGUCCAGGGACCUAAAAUUUGUCUUGCUCAUUUCUGAAAAGAAACAGGUAUUCGAUUAUUCGUAUGAGGCCAAGUACACCGUCUUCGAGGUGGCUUCUCAGAGCCGCUACCCGCUGCGCGUCAACGAGACCGACGAGCCGAACGGUGGUGGCCACCGCCAUUUGCAGCUGGCCGAGUGGGGGCCGACGGGCAGCCAGCUGAUCCUGGUGCAGGACAACGACAUCUACUACAAGGCCAACGGGUCGGCGCAGAGCCGCGUGGUGCGGCUGACGAGCUCCGGCAAGCAGGGCGUCGUAUUCAAUGGCAUCCCGGACUGGCUGUACGAGGUGGAAAUCCUCCAGAGUAACCGGGCCAUUUGGAUCUCGCCCGACGCCAAGUACCUGCUCUUCGCCUCGUUCAACGACACGCGCGUCGGGGAGCUCAAGUACCCUUGGUACGGCGGGCUGCAGGAUGGCCUCAAGUACCCCAAGAUACGGACGCUGAGGUACCCCAAGGCCGGCACCCCCAACCCCGAGGUAGCCCUCAGGCUCCUGGCCCUGGACAGCGCCGGCUCCGCGGGGCCGCAGGCGCCCGUGGAACUCAAGCCUCCGCCGUGCAUCACCAGCGCGGCGUCCGACUACUACUUUACCGCUGUCACGUGGAUCUCGAAUCAGUCCUUCUCCGUGGUCUGGAUGAACCGGGGGCAGAAUCUGUCGUGCAUCUCCGUGUGCAGGUGGUCUUCCGCCUGGAACUGCGACGACGUGUACGAGGACCGCUCCCACAUGUGGGUGGACGUGUACCAGGCGCCCGUGUUCUCGGCCGACGGCUCGUGGCUCGUGGCGCGCCUCCCAGUCAACGACGGCGACCAGGGCUCGUACCGGCAGGUGGUGCAGGUGGCCGUCGGCCAGCCCGGCACGGUGGCGGUGCAGCCGCUCACGCACGGGCCCAUGCACGUCACCAGGCUCGUGGCGUGGGACCAGGAGAACCACCUGGUGUACUUCGAGGCGGCCCCCGCGCACGCCCCGGACCAGCGCCACCUCUACCGGGUCGCCGACGUCCUGGGCCUCCCUGCCGGGGACGCAGCCGCCGCGUCCGCCCCGACCACCGCCGGCUCGGCGGACAGGUCCUUCGGCCCCAGCUGGCUGUGCCUCACCUGCCCUCCGCGGCCGCCGCCCGCCCCCGUCCUGGACGAGGCCGGCAAGGUGGUGGACGACGGCGAGCUGCCGCUGCCCGGCGCCACCACCCCCACCCCCGUCAGCCUCAACGCCACCAACGAGACGGUCUGGGACUGGCAGUGGGGCAACCCUACCUCUGCCUCGUGCCUCUUCAGCAACGCCCUGUUCCCGCCCGGGUCGAGACACCGCUUCUACGUUCUCGAGUGUCUCGGUCCUGAAGUCCCCGAUGCCAUCCUGGUUGACGCGGCGACCAACCUGCCGCUGCUCAACUUGCAGCACAAUUCUCGCCUCCGAGAGCUGUACAAAAAGCGCGCGCGCCCGCAGAUCAAGACUUUCCAGGUGCAAAUCGACCACGAGUACCACGCCCAAGUGCGCCUGUUCCUGCCGCCCGGCCUGAGGGACUACGAGGAGGUGGCCUUCCCGCUCGUGCUCCACGUGGACGCCGCCCCGGGCUCGCAGCUCGUGUCGCAGCGCUGGGCCGUCGACUACUCGGCCUACCUGGCCUCCAACCGCAACUACAUCGUGGCGGAGAUCGACGGCCGGGGGUCGGGCUUCCAGAGCGACCGCUUCCUGUACGAGCCCUACAUGCGCCUCGGCACGGUGGAGCUGGAGGACCAGAUCGCAGUCAUUAAGUACCUCAGCGAGAACCUCAAGUUCGUCGACCGCGACCGGGUGGGCGUGUGGGGUCGUGGCUACGGCGGCUUCUCCACCGCCAUGAUCCUCAGCCAGGACCAGGGGGUGUUCGCCUGCGGCAUUGCCGUCGCACCCAUCACCAGCUGGGCUCACUACGACACGGUGUUCGCGGAGCGCUAUCUGCGCACCCCCAACGUCACGGACAACUACCGGGGCUACGAGGACGCGGACGUGAGCAAGAAGGCCGGCAACCUGCGCGACAAGCGCUUCCUGCUGGUGCACGGCACGGCCGACCUCCGCGCGCACUUCGUGCAGUCCAUGCUUCUGGUCCGGGCCCUGGCCAAGGAGGGCGCCCUCUUCCAGCAUCAGGUGAGGCGUGACUUCUCUCGGUCGUCUUGUCACUCAUUCCAUCACCCACUCAACAUCGCUCAAAUCGCUGAGUAUCAUUCAAAAUCGCUGAAUAUCACUUAAAAUCGCUCAGUAUCACUCAAUAUCGCUCAGUAUC
Molecule: messenger RNA, 2503 nt
Organism: Frankliniella occidentalis (western flower thrips)
Lineage: Eukaryota; Metazoa; Arthropoda; Insecta; Thysanoptera; Thripidae
Product: inactive dipeptidyl peptidase 10-like
Exons: 14
Biological process (GO): proteolysis
Molecular function (GO): dipeptidyl-peptidase activity; serine-type peptidase activity
Source: RefSeq, a predicted model, not a curated record